CUCUAAAAGAACGAAGUGUCUUUAUCAGUACGAUUAGGGUGUUAAAUAGAAUCAACUGCAAAAAUGCAAAAUACUUUUCAACUUAUUUUUCUGGUCUUGUACCACAUAAGCAUGGAUUUCAUAGUCGCAAGCAUAGCAAUCCGAACGAUUGAUGGAAGCAUAAAUGAUUUGAAGUUAUCAGAUUAUGGAGCGUUUUCAAAGAUGGAGACCUCUAUACAAUUUGAAGUUCAAGGCUGUGAUAACGCUUUUAUCACAUUGCAUGCAAAGUCAAGUUUGUCAGGUCCACAUUAUUACAUAAUAAUAGGUGGAUGGGGCAAUACACGAUCACAGAUAUCGAAAACGAUGACAAAUGAACAAUUGGUUUACCUUUAUUACAAGACUUAUCUGUUGGAUUGUCAUACUUAUAAGAACUUUUGGAUCAGCUGGGAGAAGGGCCGGAUAAGAGUAGGCAGUGGUAAUACAUACAAUGGAAAUGUCUUCUUGCAUUACGACGACAUGUGUUCAUUUGCCAUUGAAGAAGUUAUAAUCAGCACAGCAUGGGGGACAACACUGGAUUGGAUAUUUCAUUCACAAGCUAUACCAACACAAACACGAAGCAGUUCUAGUGACAUUAUUGAAGCGUUCUAUGUAAAAGUAUCCGAUUGUCCAACGUUUGAAAUCAUAUCGACUAUUGAAAACCCUUUGUCAGCAAUAUGUGCUGUGAAAUGUCGGUUAAUAGAUAACUGUAAGGGAUAUCUAUACAACAAAGACUCUGAAGUGUGUAUAUUGUUAUCGGAAACAGCCAUCAAUGGGACAUUAACAACUAUUUACAGAUUGAUCGAGUGA
This is a messenger RNA of Mytilus trossulus (common blue mussel), 825 nucleotides long. RefSeq lists its product as uncharacterized. The transcript is spliced from 3 exons. NCBI's taxonomy places the organism in Eukaryota, Metazoa, Mollusca, Bivalvia, Mytilida, Mytilidae. The coding region runs from base 64 to 825 and encodes 253 amino acids. The record is from RefSeq and is a predicted model, not a curated record.